Molecule: messenger RNA, 934 nt
Organism: Anopheles maculipalpis
Lineage: Eukaryota; Metazoa; Arthropoda; Insecta; Diptera; Culicidae
Exons: 3
Coding region: 50-934 (294 amino acids)
Biological process (GO): phospholipid metabolic process; arachidonate secretion
Source: RefSeq, a predicted model, not a curated record
GCGAUCCUUCCCACUCGUGGGAAAGGUUCAGUCAGUGUUUGGCAAUGAAAUGGUGCGCUCGUACAUCAUACUUCUUAGUACCGCUUUAGUCACAGUUUGUGAGUUUGUGUCGAGUAAGCUGACGACCGUGCCGAACGAUCAUGGAGAACGAUCGGCACGCGCCUUCUACCGGUCGCUGGACGAUAAUGGGUACAGCCCUACGCUGGCGCUCAUCCUGCAGGAUUACAUUCUGAUCAACAGCACCGGUACGGUCACCUGGAGCAAUCCGGCCUUCGUCUACUACGAUCAGCAGCUGAUCGAGGCCAUUCAGCAGCAGCUGGAGGUGGAAAGUGCGCAAGAUUCGUACGAUCCGCAGCAUCAGUUGCAGGCGGAUCACGGGUCAUCGUUGCUACCACCACUGUACGGUGGACUUAAGUUUCUCACCUACUACUGUGGCCCGGGCAAUUGGUCCACCGACGGAAGUACGGUACAGAAUGCGUACUUUUCCAGCAUCGAUCAGUGCUGCAAACAGCACGACGAAUGUCCGGACACCAUUGUCGAGCGUAGGGACUACCACCAGUAUGAGGAUCUGCCCUACAAACCGCAAAUAUUCACCAGACUGCGGUGUAAUUGUGAUGUCGAGUUUCUAAGAUGCCUGCAAAACAUUUCCACCUUCUUCUCCUAUGCUGUAGCGUGGAUUUACACCAAGUUCCAGCACAAUUGCUUCGACUACGAGCACCCGGUGAUGGAAUGUACCGCGAAGAAAAAUGAUGGGUUAUUCACCGCGGAUCGCUGCUUAACAUACAUGGUGGACAAUUCGAAUGUCAAACGAUGGCAGUGGUUCGACAUUCCCUACCUUAGCUCGAAUCAGUUCAUUUUCCCCGAGGUGGAAUACCGGUACGAGCUGGACUGGUUUAAUAUACUUUUCGAUCGUAAGAUCUCCUCUAAGCCAUAG